This is a messenger RNA of Microplitis demolitor, 7605 nucleotides long. RefSeq lists its product as uncharacterized. The transcript has 6 exons. Gene Ontology annotation, biological process: DNA repair; telomere maintenance. Gene Ontology annotation, molecular function: DNA helicase activity. Lineage: Eukaryota; Metazoa; Arthropoda; Insecta; Hymenoptera; Braconidae. Bases 1 to 7605 code for a protein of 2534 amino acids. The record is from RefSeq and is a predicted model, not a curated record.
AUGGCGGAUCACAAUGUUUUAGUUGAACACAAUGGUGAAGAACUUGUCGCUGCGAUGGCAGCCGCUCGUGAGGCAGUUGGGCGGUACAACAGGUUGGCUUACGAUUUGGGAGUUCGCUACCAACGUCCUUUUCACCGGGCCACCCUGCACUAUUUCUUCCCUCGACUACUGCCAGAAUCCGUGCAUGCACCAGCUCAUGAGCCCGCACCAGUCCAUGUUCCAGAACCAGUUAAUGAGCUCGCACCAGCCCACGUACCAGCACCGGCCCAUGAACCAGCACGAGUCCAAGUACUAGAACAAGUGCAUGUACCAGCACCAGCUAAUGAACUUGCACCAGCCCAUGAACCAGCACCAGCUAAUGAGAUCGCACCAGCCCACGUACCAGCACCAGCCCAUGAACCAGCACCAGCUAAUCAGCUCGCACGAGUCCAAGUACUAGAACCAGUACAUGUACCAGCACUAGCUAAUGAGCUCGCACCAGCCCACGUACCAGCACCAGCCCAUGAACCAGCACCAGCUAAUGAGCUCGCACCAGUACAAGUACAAGUACUAGAACCAGUGCAUGUACCAGCACCAGUCCAUGGGUCAGCACCAAUCCAUGUACCAGCACCAGCUAUUGGACCAGCCCCAGCUAAUGGGCCAGCAUUAAUCCAAGUACCAGAACCAGUGCAUGUACCAGCACCAGCCCAUGGGUAUUGGGGUGCCGGUUACAAGCGCCGUACCUGGCAAGGGCGCUUUCCAAAAACAGCUCAUAAACAAGUAUUAUUUAGAAUAAAUCCGACUAUUCUGAAUGAUCGUAAUUUGAAUAUUAUUGAUGAGUGCAAAUUCAAACCGGUAAGUAGAGAAAAUGAGACCAAUCGGAGAAAUAUAAAAAGUCCUAAAUGUGAUCAGUUUAUAAACUCAAGUGUCUGUAAUGAUAUUGAAACUGACCAAAACUUUGAUUUGGAAAUCAAACGUAAAAAUUACCACAAUAACUCUCGAUUACACGAAUUUGAACUUAACAACGAAUCGUUAGAAACCAUUAACGACUUAUUUGUAACUAAAAAUCUUAAUUUAGAUAUGAAUAUAAGUGAACCCUCUAGUACUCGAAACAAAUCUAUUGACAAAUUAAGUCAAGUUAUUAUAAAUGAUAAGAGUACCGAAAAUAACAUUUCCUCAACGAAUUUACGUAAGAGAAAAGUUGAUAUGAUGAGAUUAAAUAAAGCAAAACCUCUAAAAAAACGUAGAAAAAGUAAAGAACAUCGUAGUUUACCAAUGUUACAUGAAAAAUAUUUAAACAUGGUCAUAAAUGGAGAUCAAUUGCAGGAUGAUCAUAUUUAUCAAUUCAAAUUAAUCUUAGCUAAUUGUUCAGAUUAUGAUCACCGUGACACUUUGUAUUUAGCAAGGCCUGAAAAAAUUAUACCUAUUCCAAACUUAAAAACAAAAACUUUGAAUAAUUUUAUGGUAUUCUUGAAUCAAUUGUUUCUUAAUCAUUCAGUUGAUAAAUUAGGUCAUUACCAUUAUUGUUAUGAAUCUAUUGGUUCUUGUAAAUCACAAUUAGUUUGUAUCGAGUUAUUAUCACCUCAUUUUCCUACAGUCAGAUACAUUAAACGGCUUAUAUAUACAAUGAAAGAAACUCUUAAUAAAGUGAGUAAUUUAGAUAGAGCAUUAGAAACUGCAGAUUUACAGUUUUUGAUUAAUAUAGUAAAUAAGAUGAAAGAAGAAGGGAAUUUAUUAGAUAAAGAACAUAAUGGAUUGUGUUUAAAUGAAGGUACUAUACAAAAUGAAUUUAAAUCAGCAUUUAUAGCUUUCACAAAACGAUCUUUAGAAUUACCGCGCUAUAAAUGCAUAUCCUGUCAAAAGUUAAGUUUUAGAAAAGAGGUUACUGACCUAAGUAAAUUACAUAAUCCAAUUUCAGGUGAAAUAUGGAAUGAUUUAAUUCAGUUUAUUAAUGAAAAAGAUCCGACAAUGAAUAGUAAUUUCAUUUGUAAUUACUGCUUAAAAAAAAUCCGUUCCAAAACUAUACCUCCAACUUGUCUACUGAAUAAUAUGUACGUUGGAACAAUACCAAACGAAAUUGUGGCAUUAAAUGAGUAUGAAAAACUCCUUAUACAACGAGCGAAAUCAUUUCAAGUAGUUCAAAGAUUAGGAACAGUGGCAAAAAAAAACUUACCGCAUACUAUGAAGAUACAGAAACUAAAAGGUCAGAUAUUUCAUCUUCCUUUACCAAUUGAAGAAACAUUUAAAAAAAUUUGUUCGACAACAGAUCCGAUUAAUAAAAAUCAUGAAUUAUAUAUUGUUAUUCGUAGUAUACCUACAAAAUCAAAUGCCAUAUGGGAAAAUUUGGUUAAUUUAGAGACAGUUUUUAAAACAUUAACGUGGUUAAAGAAUAAUAAUCCUCUUUACACCGAAAUUAAAUUACCUGAAUGUCCUCAGAAAUUGCGUGAAUGGUUAGAUACGAAAAAUAUCGAAUUUAUUAUUGAUUCAACUGAAAAUACGAAUGAAGAAAACAAUACAAAUAUUCAAAAUGACCAAAAUACUGAGGAUAAUUUAAGUGUUGAAAAAAUUAAGGUUAAAAUAGAUAUGGAAUCUAAAGAUCACAUUAAUGAAAGUAAAAAUUAUGAAACUAAAAUAAUAAGUCUUGAAGAAAACAAUAUUACUCUUGAAAAAGUAAGUGAAAAAAAUAACCAAAAUAAUGAAUAUAGUUAUAAAAAGAUAUGUACACCAGUGAUAAAAAAUGAGGAAAUGAGCGGAAUAGAGCUAGAUAUUAUUCAAGAUCAUUCUUAUAGGAAAAUAUCUUUAUCAGUUGAAAAAAAUAAAAAUAUAAAUAAAGAAGAUUUUAAUAUUACCCAAGAUCAUAGCUAUAGUAAGAUAUCUUUAUCAAUGGAUAAAAAUAAGAACACAAACGAAAUAGGGUUUGAUAAAGAUGUAAGAAAAAAUGCUAAAUCACGAGCUAUGGUAACUCAAGUGUUAAAUCCAGAUGGAUCCCAAUACGAGCAAUAUACAAUAUAUCCUCUUCACGAUAAAAGAAUGAACGAAUCUUCAACAAAUAUGUAUCAAAUGUUAAAAAUCAAUGAUAAAGCAUUGGAUAAUCGAGUUAAAACAUUAGAUUUACAAUGUUUUCCAGAUUUAUACCCUUAUGGUAGAAAUGGUCAACGUGAAGAUAGAAAAGUACCUAUUACUGACUACGAAUAUAUUAAAACAAGGUUGAAGUCAGCUGAUCCACGUUUUCGUUUAAAUCAACAAUAUCUCUUUUAUCUAUUGAAUGAUGCUAAUAUACGGCAACUCGGUCAAGGAAUUUUUCAUACUUUAAACGUUACGAAUCCACGUGAAAGACAUACAGCAGAAAGUUAUUUAAAGUAUUUAAAAAGUGGUCAGUUAGAAGCUAAUUUAACAACUCUGUUUUCUCGACUUCGAAACUCAGAACAAUUUUGGAGUAAACCUAGAAAUAACUUACAUUGUAUGACACGUUUCUAUGGUCCAGCAACAUGGUUUUUUACAGUAAGUCCUGCUGAAUGGCUUUGGGAUGAUUUAGUACAAUACGUAAAAGAAAUUAAUGCUCCACACUUUGAUAAGUUAUCUCCAAGUCAAGUAAUUGCUGCUGAUCCAGUCUCGGUUUCGAGGUUUAUAGAAAAUAAAUUUCAAGCUGUUCUUGACUUUAUUUUAUCAGAUAGUCAACCACUUGGUAAAAUAAUUCAUUAUUUCUGGCGUCGAGAGUAUCAAGGUAGAGGAAUUCAGCAUUUUCAUUUGAUACUGUGGGUUGAAGGUGCUCCAAUCAUAGGUAUAAAUACAAACGAAGAAGUUGUUGAGUUUAUAAUGAAAUACGUAACCUGUAAGUUACCUAAUAAAAAAAUAUCACCAACACUUCAUAGACGUGUCACUGCACAUCAACAACAUCAUCAUAAUAGCUAUUGCUUACGGACUAAAAAACCAAAGUCAGGUCGAGCUAUUAAGGCUUGUCGAUUUGGAUUUCCACGACCUACUACUGAAAAUUUUAUACUCCGUGAUGCUGCUACUUCAAUAGCAGGACGUAGAAAUUUAAAUAGUAAGAGUCGACUUUAUGAUCUUCCUCGUACUGAGAAUGAAGUUAAUAUUAAUGAUUAUAAUCCAGCGGUCUUAUCUGUAUGGGAAGGAAAUAUGGACAUACAAUUUAUAGGAGAAAAGUCAACAUUACUGACUCAGUAUGUCACAAAAUAUGCUACAAAAAAAGAAGUUGGUAAAACAUCAGAAACAGUCAAUGAAAUCAAUUCAACUAAAACUCUUCCUCAACUUUUGUGGAAUAUAGCGUUUCGUAGUCUAAAUCACCGAGAAAUUGGAGCUCUAGAAGCUGCUGACACUUUAUUGGGUAUUUCAUUGUAUGGCACAGAUUCAGAUACUGUUAUCAGAUGGCUUGAUAUUCGAAUGAUAAGAAAUCGAAAAUUGAAAUCAAAAGAUGAAAUUGAACUAUUAGAAAAAGUUAAUCCUGAGUCAACUGAUAUAUUUUGUCCGUCAUGGAUUGAUGAUUAUUACCCCAGUCGCCCUCAAGAAUUGGAAUCUUUAUGUUUAUAUGAUUUUGCUAGAUGGUAUGAUUUAACUAAGUCUGAACCGAAAAAUAGUAUGACUGAAUAUUAUGAAAUUCGCCCUUCGAUAUAUUUAAAACGACGAUUGCGAGGUUAUUUAAUUAAUCACUAUAGAUAUAACGUUGCUAAUCAACCUGAGAAUUAUUUUUAUUCACUGUUGUUAUUAUUUCAACCAUGGCGUGACACAGAAGAAUUGAAAAAUGGGUUUAAUACUUACACUGAGUCAUUUAAAUUUCAGCAGCAUAUGCUCGAACAAGCAAAUUUAUAUCAUGAAUACAAUGAAGAUUUCCAAAAAGGCUUAGAUUAUAUAAAAAACGUAAUUGAAAAAAAAUGUCAUGAUGAUCAGGCCGAGGAUUUAAAAAGUACAUCAGCAGACUGUGAUCCAGCUGAAACGAAUGCAAUUGCUAAGGAAUUAAAUGAUGCUGUACAGAAACAAGACGAAAAUCAUACUCUGGCAGAUAUGAUCAAUAAAAUGAACGUCGAUCAGAUUAGAGUUUUCGAAAAAAUUAAAAGAGGAGUAUUAUCUAAUGAUACAAAAAUAAGAUUGUAUGUUAGUGGAGAAGGUGGUACAGGAAAAAGUUUUGUGAUUAAUGUAAUCAAACGUUGGAUCAAAGAAGAAAUGAACCAGGAAACUGUUGUAACUGCUCCUACUGGUAUUGCAGCUUUUAAUAUUAAUGGCCUUACUGUACAUCGAGUAUUUCAAUUGCCAGUCGAACACGGUUUCACACCAUCUUAUAAGCAAUUGCCAGAUAGUAUGUUAAAAGUAUUACGAGAUCAAUUACAAAAUGUUACUCUCUUUAUUAUUGAUGAGAUAUCAAUGAUUUCUAAUAUAACAUUGAUAUACAUACAUUUGAGACUAUCAGAGAUUUUUAAUGUUGAUGACUGGUUCGGUGGAAAGCACAUUGUCGUUUUUGGAGAUUUGUUGCAACUUCCUCCUGUCCAUGAGAACCCAAGUUAUAUGACAUUAUCAUCGACAGAUGCAGAAAAGUAUAUAGGGUCAAUGAGUUCUGUCAAUAUAUGGAGUAAUUUAUUCAGCUAUGAAGAAUUAACAAUCAAUAUGCGACAAAAAACUGACAAAGUUUAUGGUGAGUUACUAUCUCGAGUACGCGUGAACUCAAUGACAGCUGACGAUAUAAAGUUGUUAGAACAAAGAAAGAUUAUAAUUGAUCCUUCACUAUCUCUAUCAUACAAUGAUAGAUUACAUGAAAUAUGUAAUUACAUAGCAAAAUUACCGAUGGAUACAGUCUGUUUAGUACCGACUUGUAAACAAUGCGAUUUAAUCAAUUCAGUAAUGAUCGAUAAAAUUGCUUCUGAAAAAAUUAUUCUUGAAGCUCGUGAUCAUAUAGAUUGUCCUAAAUCUUUAAAAAAAAAAGCUGCCGACAGCUUAAGUAAAAUAGAAGCAGAUGCAAGUCAAUCAGCUGGACUUGCCAAAACUAUUAUAAUUAAAAUCGGUGCAAAAGUAAUGCUUCGACGGAAUAUCGAUGUUACUCUUGGUCUAGUUAAUGGUGCUAUUGGCACAGUUAAAUCGAUUUCUAAAUCGAUUGAUACAAAUGGCAUAGAGAAUGUUAAUGUAGAUUUUGGCACAGGCAAAGAACAUGUCAUUGAGAGAAUCAAAGUUAAAUUUCAAUUAUUGGAAAGAGCUUUUGUCAUAAGAGAACAGUUCCCAUUGUGUUUGAGUUACGCAGUUACCAUUCAUAAGAGUCAAGGUUUAAGUCUAAAAAAUGCAAUUAUCGAAGCCGGAAACAGUAUUUUUAAUGUUGGUCAAAUAUACGUAGCUCUUUCUCGGGUUACAGAAUUAAAUGGUUUGCAUUUAAUCAAUUUUGAUCCUUAUUCUGUUAAAGCUAACCUUGCGGCUAUCCAAGAAUAUAAUCGUUUAAAAAAAACUUUCAGACCUAAUCUUCCGGAGAUUUUAGUUUCUAAUAAACGUUGGCAUAAAGUAUGGGAUUUAAUAUGGGCAGUUGAAGAACAAUUUGUUGAAACUGCGACAACAACAUUGAAGAAGUCAUCAUGUAAAAAUUUAUUAGCGAUACGAGGUAUCGAAAACUCUGAUAAAAUUUCUGGUGGUUUCAAUUCGAUUGUGCAAUGCAUUUUUAAUAAUGAAAAAAUUAUUUUGAAUUCAAAUGACAUCAAACAGUGGGUAUUUCAACAAGAAUGUCCUGAUCUAGAUACUGAUCCUGUAUCUAUAUUUGCUACAAUUUGCAAAAGUAAUCCUGAUAUUAAGAAUUUAGUACAAUAUGAACUAUUAUAUACUGAUCGGUGUAAAGUGUGUAACUACACAAAUUUGCAUAAAAAAUUAGAAGAUGUAUUACGACUUCCAAUGAUUAAUCCGAAAAAUAUACUUAAUUUACAAAGAUUAAUUGAUUCAUCGUUCGGACAGUGGUUCAAUACAUUGAAAUUUUGCAAUAAUUGUAAAGAGAUUAAAGAAACGCAUACCAAAAUUGUAAUAAACUCUGUACAGCAGAUAAUUGUCGUGAAGUUAGAAUUAUCCUUAAAAGAUAAUAAUAAAAUUUCGAUUAAAAAAAAAGGACUGAUAAAAUCAGUGCCUACAGCCAAGAUUUCUUUGUGUAAUAAAAUGUAUAAUGUUGUAAGUGCAAUAUUUUAUUCUGAAAAAGAUGAUAGCUCUUGUCAUUAUGUUGCUAUGAUUAAAGACAACUCAGCAUGGAUCCAAGCAGACGAUAAAAACAUACAAUCAUCGUCCCAAUGCUUUCCAGUUGCCAAAAAACGACGAAGCAGCCCGCCAGUAGAGGGUGGCGGGGCUGGACGUUCAUCAAUCCCUCCGAUAACAGUCACCAGGGAGCGGGUUUCGAUGAGUUUAUGUCGUAUUCUUGUUCAGGCGGAUAUUCAUGCUGUUUCUGAUCCACCGUGCAAGGCCAAGUGUGAAGAAGAUGCCACACUUGAUGAAUUAAUCGCGGUAGAAGAUCGAACAGCUGUUUCAGUGCCAUUUAUAAACCAACCUGGUGAUGAAAAUGAUGAUUUUUGGCGUCUGCGUCAUGGUAAACCCCGACCGCAGGUUGUCAUCCGCGCGGGUACUCGUCAAAAGGUCGCAAGUGUCGAUACCGGGGCUUAA